AUGACUGUGGUUUAUGCCCUGAAUCAAAGAAAUGGAAGAAAAGUAUUAUGGCAGGAACUUCAAGGCUUCAAGCUAUCAGUUGAUUGCCCAUGGCUAGUUGGGGGAGAUUUUAAUGCCAUUACCAAUGGUGAUGAAAAAUUGGGAGGUGCACCAACUACAGGAGCAGAUACUGAUGAUUUUCAACACUUCAUUUCUUCUAAUCAACUGGAAGCUGAUACUAGAGUUUGGAGUAGAUUAGACAGAGUUUUGGUCAAUGACUUAUGGAUCUUACAGUAUACAACAAGUCAAGUAGACUUUUUACAGCCAGUUUGUUCUGAUCAUUCUCCAGCCCUCCUUACAGUUGGAGAUGAUGAUUUUCAGGUGAAAAAGCCAUUCAAAUUUUUCAAGAUGUGGACUAAACACAUUGAAUAUCUCUCUAUAGUCAAAUCUAUUUGGCAGCAGGAUGUGCAAGGCUAUUAUAUGUACAAACUAUCUUCCAAGCUGAAAAUGCUCAAACCUGCCCUCAAAGAAUUAAAUAGAAGACAUUUCAUGAAUAUUAGUGAGCAGGUGUUAAGAGCCAAACAGGAGCUAUCUGAUAUCCAAAAUAGGAUGAGUACUGACUAA
Messenger RNA from Asparagus officinalis (garden asparagus), 603 nucleotides. RefSeq lists its product as uncharacterized. Gene Ontology annotation, molecular function: catalytic activity. The transcript is spliced from 2 exons. The record is from RefSeq and is a predicted model, not a curated record. Bases 1 to 603 code for a protein of 200 amino acids. Lineage: Eukaryota; Viridiplantae; Streptophyta; Magnoliopsida; Asparagales; Asparagaceae.